AUGUGCCUUGUCUUUCUCAGGCCCCGGCGUGGUGAAUCUGGCCCUGGUCCUCGCAAACAGAAAGAGCUUCCUACAGACCCACCUUUCACAGCAUACGUGGGUAAUCUUCCAUUCAAUACUGUACAAGGAGACAUAGAUGCCAUUUUUAAAGAGUUGAGUGUGAGGAGUGUUCGACUAGUCAGAGACAAGGAGACAGAUAAGUUCAAAGGGUUUUGUUAUGUAGAAUUCGAUGAUCUGGAAUCCCUUAAAGAAGCCUUGACAUAUGAUGGUGCACUUUUAGGUGACCGUUCCUUAAGAGUGGAUAUAGCAGAGGGCAGAAAACAAGAUAAAGGUGGCUUUGGUUUCAGGAAAGGAGGGGCAGAUGAGAGAGGUGGACCUGAUAGUUUCGGCUCUAGAGGGGCUCCAAGAGAUGACUUCAACUCUGGCUUUGGGGGUGAUGACUUUUUAGGAGGCAGAGGUAGAGGAGGUCGCAGUGCACCUGCUGACAGACGAGGGCCUCCACCUUCAGGAUCUGGCCGUUACAGAGAUGCACCACGUGCUGGCUCCAUGGACUUCAGAGAACCCACAGAAGAAGAGAGAGCACAGAGGCCACGUCUCCAGCUUAAACCAAGGACGGUUGGAACUCCCCUCAAUCAAGUAGCCAAUCCAAACUCUGCAAUCUUUGGUGGCGCCAAACCCAGAGAAGAAGCUGUAACAAAGGAAAAAGAUUGA
Staurois parvus is the source of this 711-nucleotide messenger RNA. The record is from the annotation of a GenBank genome assembly. NCBI's taxonomy places the organism in Eukaryota, Metazoa, Chordata, Amphibia, Anura, Ranidae.